Anopheles funestus (African malaria mosquito) is the source of this 881-nucleotide messenger RNA. RefSeq lists its product as uncharacterized. The record is from RefSeq and is a predicted model, not a curated record. Lineage: Eukaryota; Metazoa; Arthropoda; Insecta; Diptera; Culicidae. The transcript has 4 exons. The coding region runs from base 2 to 610 and encodes 202 amino acids.
UAUGGAAAACAUAUGGGAAAACAUCAGCACAGCGCUAGAACUAUCGCCAGAGACAUCGGACAGGUGGUUGUCCAAACUUCGCACGCAGUACGCGCAAAGUCAUCGUCACUAUCACACCGAGUCCGAGUUGAUCCGUCGAAAAGUUCCCCAUUUAAUAGGUGCCAGCAUAUGUCUACAAUUGGCUACACUCUUUCAGUACUACCACUUCGAAGCGGACAAGGAUUGUGUUGCACGGAAUUGCGAAGCAGUAUGCGAAUUCUUUGCGGUUGUGCAGCUUGAAAAUAAAACUUUAGAAGCAAAUGUAAAGCGACUGCUGGGGGACGUACAGACGGAAACAGGCGAUCUGUUGGAAAGUGACGUUCAGUACUUCCAAGAUCUGGAUUUGUUAGUGCUGGGCACGUCGCCUGAAGAUUACAAGCAGUACACCCAGCAGCUUCGCAAUGAAUGCCCUGUUGAGGAUGUUAAUUCAUACGACAAAAUGCGUUUGAAGCUGUUGCAAACGCUGAACCGCAUACCGAGUAUCUACACUACGAAGGAAUUCUGUGAUCGAUACGAAACUAUUGCACGUGCUAAUAUUGAGCAGGAAAUCAAGGAUUUGCAGUCGAAGUAAAUUUUUAUAGAAAUACUCACCUUCUCUAUGUAAGUAAUAGCGCUCUCGCCGUUGCGUGUUCAAUGUUACAACGGUUCCACGCUGAUUAAAACUCAUGAACGAUCGAUUAAGCGUUGGUUGCGAUUGGAAUAAUUGAUUAAUGCAUUUGUUGCUAAAGUAGUAUUAACAUUGCGAGUGCAAAAGCACAGUAGAAACUAAAACGGAAUUUGUAUUUAUGUGCGAUAGCUGAAAAAUCACUUUCUGUGAACAAUAAAGAAGCGAAGUAAACAAA